AUGUCGAACGAAAACCAACCUUCACCAGAGUGGUUUAUAGAGAAACCAUGUCAAGAAUCACCUGGUGGUGGUGGCGGCGAUAAAACAAGGGUUAAAAAUAAUCCAGAUUGUUCACAACUGGUGCAGGGAUUAUCAUUUCUGUUGAAAGAAAGUCGACCCUCUUUCUCACAACAUGAAAACUCAUCACAUUUGAGACCUUCGCAUUUGAGACCUUCGCAUUUGAAGCCAUCUCGGUCUUUUGAUACUCAUUAUACGACUCCUUUGUCAGCAAGGUCAAAUGAUAAAAAAUUUAGUCUUACUGUACCAUCAACUCCAAUGGUGUUGGACAAUUGCGAGCAUUCCUCACUCACAAUCAAGCCAUCAUUGGCAAAGUUGGAUAUAAGAUCUCAAACCAUCAAAGGAACAAACUUACUCAACUCAACUAUUUUGAAACGACAUAGAGUCAAUAAAGGAGGUCUCGAUGAUGAUAAUACCAACGCUAGUGACAAUGAGGCUAUCUCUUUAUGGACUUCCAAAACCAAUGACUCCUAUGCAUCGCAACUACUUGCCUCAUCCAUACAUCAGCCAAUCACACAAACAAUCCGAGACUUUUAUAACGAUUUUACAACUAUAGAUUGGACUAAAGCAUAUUUAAAUGGGAACCAAUUCAAUUACUCUUUGGAAAAAAGUAAAUGGUUUGAUGAAAAUUGGCACAGGGAGAAGAAAGAUAACUUUAAGGAUGAUGAAUCGGUAGAUCAAAGUCAAAAGAUCCCUUUUUGGCAAAAACAAUAUUUUAUCUUGGGUAAAUGGAUACUCAUUAUACUUAUCGCUUUAUUUUUUGCAGUAAUAGCCUAUGUUAUCGACAAAUUUGAAUUGCUUUUGGUUGGUGCAAAGUAUGGCUAUUGCCAGACAAAUUGGUUUGCUAGUCAAGUUUCUUGUUGUGCAAGUGUUAACCAUAAGCAUAUGAUCCAAGGACAACUGCAAUUAAAGCAACUACAACGUUUUACUUCAUUCUCAGAGGAGCCUUGUCUCCAGUGGAUUAAUUGGUCACAUUUUUUUCAAAAUCUUUGGAUUUCUCAGUUUAUCAGAUUGGACUAUGUCAUUUACGUUGCCUUAUCGAUUGCUUUAGCAUUAUCGGCAUGUUUGAUUACAUUAUCUACCAAAAUUACAGGUGGUGCAAUGGAUGACGAGACUGCUUCACCAGCUCCGGCUUUUUCUUCUUCUUCUUCUUCUUCUCCUCCUCCUCCUCCUUCUUCUUCUUUUCCUCCUCCUCCUCCCCCUCCUCCUACUCUUCCUGCUUUGACAACAGACACGGCUACAUCCUCCAAACACGAGCACAAUCGUAUAAAGCCAAGAGUUAUUUACACUGCAAAUGGAUCUGGUGUGCCUGAAGUUAAGACUAUAUUAUCCGGAUUUGUUAUACGUCGGUUUUUAGGGGCUUAUACUUUGGUAUCCAAGACUAUAGCAUUGAUUCUUGCUAUUGCAUCAGGUAUGGCAUUAGGUAAGGAAGGACCAUACGUUCAUUUGGCUACUUGUGUUGGAAAUAUCACCUCGAGAUAUUUUCCAUUCAUUUAUAAUAAUGAUUUGUUUGAAAAGCAAAUCUUAUCAGCUAGUGCAUCCGCUGGUGUGGCCUUGGCAUUUGGAUCUCCCUUGGGUGGAGUUUUGUUCAUAUUGGAGGAAAUUAACAAUUAUUUACCAAGCCAUCAAUUAUUUCAAGUGUUUUUUUGUGCAAUCAUUUCAACAUUGUUUCUAAAGUUUAUGAACCCGUACGGUACAGGGCAAACGGUUUUAUUUGAAUUAAAGUAUCAUUCAGAUUGGAACCCAAUGGAAUUGUUAUUUUUUGUGUUUAUUGGGAUCUCCGGUGGUGUUUUUGGUGCUGCGUUUAUCAAGUUUGCUAUUUGGUGGCCCAAGAAGUUUAGAACUUUAAAAUAUAUCAAAAACAAUCCAUUGUUUGAAGUGUUUCUUGUUUCUGCAUUAACUGGCCUAGUUACUUUUUGGAACCCUUACACCAAGCAGGCCUCAGCGGAAUUGGUUCUAGAUUUGGCAACUUCAUGUUCUGAAAAUGAAUUGGAUAGAUCUCUUUGCCCAAGUACCAAAGAGCAGUUUGUAAAUGAACUUGGCACAUUGUUAGUUGCCUUUAUCGUUAAAGUAGUGUUGACUUUUAUUACCUUUGGAUUGAAAUUACCGUGCGGUAUAUAUGUACCCUCAAUGGUAGCAGGUGCAUUAUAUGGACGCAUUUUUGCAAUGUUGAUCCAUUACUUUGGGUUAAUCUAUAGAGAUCCAAAUUCAAACUUGGAAGGUUUUAUGUGUAUGCCAAACUCGAUAGACUGUGUUGAUAUGGGGAUUUAUGCUAUGAUUUCAGCAGGCGCAUUCAUGGCUGGUGUAACAAGAAUGAACAUCACUAUUGUCACUAUCCUAUUUGAAUUAACGUCGUCAUAUACUUAUGUCUUGCCCAUUUCCAUUGCUAUAGCGGUUGCUAAUUGGUCCGGAGGGUUACUAGAGAAGAACUCGCUUUACGAAUCGUUACUCAUAAGUAAUGAUUAUCCUUUUAUGUCACCCGAAACGGAACCAAUUGAUCCUAGAGUAGGUGCCGUUGACAUAAUUAGCAACGAUUUGUUGCCCCCACAGGCAAAAAAAACAGCCACGGUUACAGUAAAGAAUUUGAAUUUGCAUACUAAAAUUUAUAUUGAUCUAACCGAGCUGAACUUGGUACCUAUUGAAGUGUUGCAACAAAAGUUGGGCAUGCUUGCUGAUAGGUGUUUGCUAGAUGGUUGUAUACCCUUGAUCAAAAAUCAAGUUUGCGUAGGGUUGAUUUAUUUCUCAGAGUUGGAAAUAUGUCUUGAUAGAAUUUGUUCAUUUGUUCAAGAAUAUGGAUUGAGAAGUGACGAUAUUCAUUGUAAAAUGAUUGAAAAUGGUGAGACUAGAAAUAGAAAGAAAGUUGUUUCUGUUCGUGAACAGCAACAGGACUAUUUUAGCUAUGGCUCUUUUGUGGAAGAAGAAGAGGAGGAGGAGGAGGAGGAGGAAGAAGAAGAAAUCAACUGUAUUCUUGAUGAACUCACAGACUUAACCAUGUAUGUGGAUACCAAGCCCAUCUUUGUAAAUCAUGAUAGUCAAUUAUCUUUUGCACAUUUGAUUUUCGAUAGGAUUGGUAACAGAGUAGUGGUUUUGUUGAAGGAAGGGAAGUAUUAUGGAGUAUUGCAUAAAAAAGUAUUGAUUGAUUAUCUACGUCGAACUGAUUCUGGGACAUAA
Molecule: messenger RNA, 3228 nt
Organism: Lodderomyces oxycetoniae
Lineage: Eukaryota; Fungi; Ascomycota; Pichiomycetes; Serinales; Debaryomycetaceae
Gene: GEF2
Product: Gef2p
Exons: 1
Coding region: 1-3228 (1075 amino acids)
Biological process (GO): chloride transport; transmembrane transport
Cellular component (GO): plasma membrane; Golgi apparatus; early endosome
Molecular function (GO): voltage-gated chloride channel activity
Source: RefSeq, a predicted model, not a curated record